AUGAGGCCUCCCUUGCCGUCGCCAAGUACUCGCACUCCUCAACCCACCGCCAGCGCGUCGCAAGCCGCUCCUAGGCCCGCGUUGCAGCCUACCGAAGGCCGACCGUCAUCAGCAUCGCGACCGCCUCUUCAGCGACAGAGUCCGUCGAUAGUACCCGGCCGAGAUGACGAGAACACGCCAAGACCAAACCCACUCCCCGCCGUCGACUCGUCAGUAUCGACCGAUGACAGCUCAGCAGAAAGCGAUAUAAGCAGCGGGGCAGAUGAGGGCACAGAAGAGGACGAGGUCAGCACAAAUGAAGGCGCCGGCCCGUUGAGGAGCAGUCGCCCAGUGCCUGGUAUCGAAGAAGCCAGACUGCAGAGGCUGAGAGAAGCUGUUAAUGCGAAGCUGUCGCUCGCUCAGCAGCAGGCCAGGUUCGGUAGCAUCAACAUGGCGGCGAGCACUGGCAGUCUGGGUGCGCGCAGAGUCUCUCCCAUCAAGGAGGAAGACCCACGAACCAUUUCGCCGUCGCUUGAUGCCUCGUUCAGCAGUCCCCUGCCGACUGGUGCCCAAAGCUCCUCCACGCAGUCGACAGAAUCGCAACGGACGAUACGUGGUAGCGUACCCGCGACACCUGCUCAGCUACCCGUCAGAACUCCUUCGUAUCCGUUUCCAUAUGUUCCUGGCACCCCAAGGACGUGGUCGUCGUCCUUCCACCAGCCCUUCACUGCAUUGUCUCCGACAAUAGACGCCUUGCACACCCGAGAUACGGCAACCCCUCGCGAAAGAACAAUGUCCGGUGCGAGUACCCCAGCCGGCUCUGGCGCGACGUUCAUGCCGCCCGGAACUUCUCAAUCCGCUCUUGAAGACCCAAGAUACCCUUCGCCAAACAUGUAUGACCUGGUUCUUCUUCUAAACUCCGAGCCAGGCCUUGACGCUUGGUGGAGCAGUGUUGUCAAAAUCAUGCAUGAGAACUACGGUGCUCAGAGGGUUACACUCGCGGUGCCCGCUGAUGCAGCAGACAUUGAGAAUGUGCCUUGGGGCCAAAAAGCGACGUUCAAUGCCGCUGCUCGUGGAGAGCUGUGGCCACCAAGUGAUUCUUCGGAAGAGAAGCUGCCGGAUGCACCAAGACUCGACAGUGCUCAUAACUCACUUCGAAAGGCUGAGGAUGAAGACACUCUGCCGGCUGCUUUCUCGGCUCUUCGGAACAGGCCAAAGCUGGUCUCACGGCAUUCCUUCGCUGGACACGAACGUCAGAGGAGGGAUCUGUCUACGGAAUAUGACGGGGCUCCUGCGCGCUUCACGCGGCCCAGAGCUCCAUUGAGAACCGUCAGCCAUGCGCCUCAAACCACACCCCGCACCGAAGUGCGAGUGAGAAGUACGCCACUUGCUCAGAUGGACCCAUCGCCCCAAAAUCGGCCGAACAGGAUGAAGGAGUCAACGUUCAGUGAUCCUGACUUCUCAAGUCUUGCUGGCGAUGCUGCAACAGAGCCAUAUGCGGCUGUCUUCCCCGUUCUUCGUGCGUUGGAUCACGAAGCGGAUGCGCUAAUAGACACCACCGGCAUCAACCGCAUUCUUGAGCGUGGAAAACUCGUCACGUUGACCAGAGACUACUCUAGUCCUGCUCCAUCACAUCGGAGGGCAUCCGAUCUCUCUUCGGGCUCUGAAACCGCAGAACUUCCGACGAAUCCACCCACCAGGAGUCAGGGCCAGCAGACAUUAACGGAACCGAGAGCCUCGCAGCCUUCUCGAGAUAUCAGAAGCCGCACAACUAACCCGGCGCCAUCGACUGGCGUAGAAGUAGAAAACAGGAGGUUGUCCAUCAGCUACCAGGAAUACGAACAGUUUCCUUCCUCGCCAUGGGCACAGUCGCCGGCUCCAUCACCAGCCAUUCAGGCAGAUCCGGAGGAUAAUCCUUUCUUUGCUACGACGAAUGUGGAUGAAGAGUCAUUCAACCCAACCGAAGUUGCGCAGGACUACUCUCGAUUUGACCCGGUGGAAGCCAUCGGUAUUGACAGAGCAAGCACGCUCACGCAUCUGCCGCUGUUUCAUCCUAGUCUUUCACAAAUUAUGGAAGCUGGUAACCAAGAGUCGCCUUUAAUCACACCUGGAGUGCGGCAAGGCGCAAGGGACGAGCGCAGGUCAGAUGCUACAGUUACUACUGAGCGUAGUGGAUUCCAGAGAAGGGCACCGAUCGCCAUUCUGUCCCUACUUUCGUCCACAGUUCCGUACCCUCAAAACCUGACGCAGAGCCUGAAGAUGCUUGGUCCACACUUUGCUACCUCUUUCUCCAAUGCCUAUCAGUAUUCUACGGCUCUUCGCCAACUUACUGGGCUCCGUGUCCGGCGCAGCAUCCCUGGCUAUCAAGAAGGUUCUGAGUCGAUCACUCCAGACACUGCAACUCUAGACAAUCUAAUGCAUCUCGAUAUUGACGAAAUUGCCAGCUCGACUGCCGGCAGUAUAACAAGUCCUUCCGACUACUCUGGCUGUUCACGACAUAGCCCUGGUGGGUCAAUAUCAGGUACCCCAGGAUGGGAUCCUGCGGCCAUCGGCUUCUCUUCUAAGCAUCCGCUUGGAGAUACGCCUGGCCAUUUGGCGGGUACUGAGGUAAUUGACAGCUACUUUGAUGCUAAGAAAAGACAAGGUGGUCACAGGGCUCCGACCAGCGUUGCCAGUGCACUUUUACAACAGGGUCAGCAAGCGGGCAGGAGCUCACCUACUCUUGAGCACCGCGCCCCAUCACGGCAAGUCACAAUUGCGGACCGUGACGACAUAAUACCAAAGACUGAGCAGAAACCUAGAAGCCGAGCGAGGGACGAGAAGACGACUUUAGCGGUGCACACGGCUCGAGAAAAGAGUCCAAACCGUCAAACGGAAGUUACCUCUCCGCGACGACCAGGUUUCCGUACUACUCCCUUCUCGCAAGACCAGGCAGACCGGCGGCAUUCGUUACUGCACUCGUAUGGUGCUGACUUCAGUUCCACAUUUCAGUCCUUGCCUGCUGCAACAACGCCUGGUCUCCGUACACCGGGACCCCUUCAUUCGCAUGGCAGAAGUGGACCUGGCCUGGACACAUUUGAUAUGCCCCCUCCCUCUGAGCGUUUGCUACGAACUAUCAUCGAUUCUUUACCAGUCCAGAUAUUUACCGCAAAACCCGACACUGGGGAGCUGACCUGGGUUAAUUCCAAGUUCCUAGUCUAUCGAGGUCAGGAUUCGCGGCAAGCCAUACAGGAUCCUUGGCGGGCAAUCCAUCCUGAAGACCGCGAGGAGUACAUGACUGCGUGGUAUAGGUCUCUUAAAACCGGCCAACAGCUGCAAGCAAAAGUCCGGUUGCAGAGAUUCGAUGGUCAUUACCGUUGGUUCUACGUACGGGCUGCUCCGUUGAAGGACAAGAGACAGAGCAUAAGGCACUGGAUCGGUACGAAUAUGGAUAUGCACGAGCAACACAUUGCUGAACAAAACUCUGCCCGUCAGCAGGAGACAGCGGCGUCGGAGGCCAAAUAUCGGGCGCUUGCUAACUCGAGUCCGCAAAUCGUUUUUGCUGUCACCAAAACCAGAGGAGUAAUCUUCUGCAAUUCGCAGUGGCUGACGUAUUCUGGCCAGACAGAAGAGCAAGCUGCUGGAAUCGGCUUCAUGGACUUUGUACACCCUGAUGACUUGGGCAAGUGCCGGCUUCCGGCCUUCAACGAGGAUGGAUCUCUACCUGUGAAUGUACCGACAACAAUGCCACCGGAAUACAGACGAUCGCAGUCUUCCUCUUCAUCCGGAGGAUCCUCGGAGACGAGUCGUACGGUCACAAGCCCUGGACACUCACCACCGUCAGCCAUGGAGCUACCGCAAGCGAAGCUGUCUAAACUAGCUAGUACCGGAAUCCUCAAGGUGUCUCGGGACUCGGAUGGAAGGCCUUCUUACUCCACCGAAGUACGUCUCAGGUCCAAGGACGGAAAUUACCGCUGGCACCUUGUACGGAUCCUGCUAGCCGAGCCAGUUCACCAAGAGUCGGGUGAAGAAGAGACAUGGUACGGAACGUGCACAGAUAUCAACGACCACAAGCUUUUGGAGCAGACGCUAAAAGAGACCAUGGAUGCCAAGUCAAGGUUCCUCAGUAAUAUGUCCCAUGAGAUUCGAACACCUUUAAAUGGCAUCACGGGCAUGGUCAACUUUCUGAUGGAUGGCAACCUGAAUUCAGAGCAGAUGGAGCAUGUCAAUGUCAUUCGGAGCAGUGCAGAAGGCUUGCGCGACCUAAUUAACGACAUUCUCGACCUUUCGAAGGUUGAAGCUGGCAUGAUAACGCUUGCAUGGGACUGGCUACACAUUCGUUCGCUCAUUGAGGAAGUCAAUGAUCUGACUUCUUCUUUAGCCAUCAACAAGCGACUGGAACUAAACUAUAUCGUUGACGAGGAUGUUCCUUCCAUGGUCAAAGGCGACAGGUUCAGAAUCCGCCAAGUCCUGCUGAAUGUCAUUGGCAAUGCGAUCAAGUUCACCAAGCACGGCGAGGUGUUCGUUCACUGUAAGAUGGCCCACGAGAAGGGAGCGCACCUUUCUGAACAUCAAGCGAUGAUUCGCUUUGAAGUCAAGGAUACCGGCAGUGGCUUCAAUGAGAAACAGGCCGAGUUUCUGUUCAAGCGUUUCAGUCAGAUAGAUGGCAGCAGUACCCGACAACAUGGCGGUACAGGCCUGGGGCUCGCAAUUUCUAUGCAGUUGGUUGAGCUACAUGGAGGACAGAUGAAAGCCAACAGUGUGCCUGGAAAGGGGUCAACGUUCACUUUCUCGAUCAAGUUUGGCUUGCCUCAUGAGGGAGACGAGCCACCACCUCCACCUGUCACGCCAGGACAAGGACCACGAUCUACCACCGCUCCGCCAUCCCUGCCCACGCAAAGUCCUACCUCCACGCGAGCUCAAGCUCAGCAGUAUGCUACGCCACAAGUCCUCCGGCGUCAACGGAUUAGCGACCCACCAGCUCCGAACAUCGCGUCUCCUACAACUAUCUUCGGUUCCCCGUCGCCCUCCUCCGCAAGCUCCGAUCCGUCAAUUCGUACUGGCGCAACUAGCAUUCGUUCUGAGCGAUCCUCGGCUUCUUCCUACGUUUCCGAGCCAUCUUUCAUUCCAGCGACCCACGUAACACUAUCUCCACCGCCAGAAUCUCGGGCGAAUAGAGCCGAGUCUCCAGCGCCACCGCGCACACCGGCGGGUCUUUCUGCCGCACUGGCACCUCUGAUGUACUCGAUCCUUGUUGUUUGUCCUCUUGUUUACAGUAGAGAGGCCACUGUCAAGCAUAUCGAGAUGACGCUCCCUAAGACUAUCCCACACCAGAUUACAGCGCGCGGCGACUUGACCGAAUGUCGCGAGAUGAUUGGUGGCGACGAUCCUGUAAUCUUCACACAUAUCGUACUGGUAUUGCAGGAAGUCGGGGACAUCCUGCCCUUCAUGGACCACGUUCUGAAGUCACCCUCUCACUCCUCGACUGCGAUCGUCGUCGUCACGGAUCUGAUGCAGAAACGUGAGAUUGUCCGGGCGGCACCGCGGUACGACUAUGAGCAGCUACAGAAGGACGGCCGUCUGCUUUUCAUCUUCAAACCAUUGAAGCCCUCUAGGAUUGCUACCAUCUUCGACCCUCAGAAGGAGAGAGAACUUAGCACGGAUAGGGCCCAGGACAGCGCUCAGCAGGUGGCGGUUACUCAGAAGCAGGUAUUCGAUGAGAUGAAGAGACGGCUCGGCGACAAAGGUGUCCGUGUGCUUCUGGUGGAAGACAACCAAAUCAAUCAAACGGUUAUCCUCAAGUUCCUCGGCAAAAUCAACGCGACCGUCAAGACAGUCACGGACGGGAUCCAGUGCACAGAUGAAGUCUUCGCCCAUCCGCACGACCUCUACUCAAUCAUAUUAUGCGAUCUUCACAUGCCGAACAAGGACGGCUACCAGACCUGCAAAGAAAUCCGCCGAUGGGAGCGAAAGAACAAAUACUCGUACCUGCCUAUCAUCGCCCUGUCCGCAAACGUUCUGGGCGACGUGUACGCGAAAUGUGCCGAGGCCGGAUUCAACUCUUACGUCACCAAGCCAAUCGACUUCAAGGCCUUUAGCCGCGUGUUGACCAACUUUCUGGAUCCAGACGAUCCGAGUAAACCUCACGAGUUCAUGCGGCCGCCGAAACGGGAGUGA
Messenger RNA from Coniosporium apollinis CBS 100218, 6135 nucleotides. RefSeq lists its product as uncharacterized. Gene Ontology annotation, biological process: protein autophosphorylation; phosphorelay signal transduction system. Gene Ontology annotation, molecular function: protein binding; phosphorelay sensor kinase activity; histidine phosphotransfer kinase activity. Lineage: Eukaryota; Fungi; Ascomycota; Dothideomycetes. The record is from RefSeq and is a predicted model, not a curated record. The transcript is spliced from 3 exons. Bases 1 to 6135 code for a protein of 2044 amino acids.